Molecule: messenger RNA, 2906 nt
Organism: Lingula anatina
Lineage: Eukaryota; Metazoa; Brachiopoda; Lingulata; Lingulida; Lingulidae
Biological process (GO): potassium ion transmembrane transport; stabilization of membrane potential
Cellular component (GO): plasma membrane
Molecular function (GO): outward rectifier potassium channel activity; potassium ion leak channel activity
Source: RefSeq, a predicted model, not a curated record
ACUGUUAGCUCUUUAUCAUUUCAAAACGCGACCUGUUAGCGUAACCGGCCCGUGACACGCAGUUGUUGUCGUGUUUCAGAGCACUGGUAUGACUUACUCUGGAAUUGUAAAGCAUUGUUAAUUUUUGCCAUGUAGCUGCACACUAAAACAGCCAUUGAGAUUAUUCAUGAAGUGACAUCGAUAUUAGACGCUUUGAGUUUUACCGGAAUUUCCUCCCCGCAACUUUCUAUUAACAUUCACGAUGAAAACGUUGUCGGACGAAAAUCUAAAGGACAACAUGGAACUGAGUGACGAGGAGGAGGGGGACGCUCUAGAGAGAAAAGACACCCCCAGACCAGAAACACCCAGAGAUGAAGAGGAAGCCGAGCAAGACAAAAAGAAAAAGAAGAAGAAAAAGAAGGGGAAAUGUGGAAAAUUUUGUCGAAAAUUCAUCAAGUUUAUGUUCUCCCACGUCGGACUAGGCGUUUUAGUAAUCGCGUACAGCAUUGGCGGUGGGUUUAUCUUCGAACACCUGGAGGUACCGAACGAGGAGGACGAAUGCAAGAAGGCGGCGACCGACUAUUAUAAAGCAGAAAACAACACUUUGAGCCUUAUUUGGGACAUUGCGUCUCAAGCAGGCGAUGCUCAAGACCAGGAUAUCAAGGACAAGUUCAAGAAAAAGUUACAGGAGUUUGGGGUGGCUGCCGUGUCUUACAACUACGUGCCACAAACCAACUGCAGUCUUAUCGGCCAGCCGGGAGGACCAAAACUUAUCUGGAACUGGGCAAACGCCUUUCUCUUUGCCUUGACUGUCGUCACAACUAUAGGUUAUGGGCAUAUUGCCCCUCGUACUAUGUGGGGGAAAUUGGUGUGUAUCGCCUACGCCGUGUUAGGGAUCCCGCUCACUCUUCUCUUCUUGACAAACAUCGGUGACGUCAUGGCAGAUAUAUUCCGCUAUAUCUACGCCAAAGUCUGCUGCUGCGGUUGUAUUAGAAAGAAGAAUAAAGAUAAGGUACAAGAAAUUCGAACCCCGUCACCAACCAAGGGUUGGAAACUCGACGAAACCGGUAAACCUCUUCCUCCGUCCAGAGAGCCGACCAUCAUAGAUAAUGAUGAUGACGAUGAUGACGAAGAGGAAGAAAAGAUUACCGUGCCCCUUACUGUUACCAUGUUAGUGAUCAUAGGGUGGCUUCUAGGAGGAUCUGUCUUGUAUACCGUGUGGUAUAAAGAUUGGAAGUGGUACUCUUCCUUCUACUUUUGUUUCAUCACCAUGUCCACCAUCGGUUUCGGUGACUAUUAUCCCUCUGUGGAUAACGGCCUUGGAACCGUGGAGGACAUCAUGAUCAUGGUGUCAGCCUGGACCUACACCAUCGUUGGCAUGGCGUUUCUGGCCAUGGGAUUUAACUUGAUGCAGGACGAGAUCGUCGACAAGUUUAAGUGGAUUGGAGAGAAACUUGGUUUUUACAAAAAGGAGGAAGAGGAAGGGGAGGAGGCAGAGGAGUACCCCACACUGCCGAGUCCAAACUUCUGGAGGAGGAAGGAUGACAAGAAGCAAAAGAAGGGAAGCGCCGCCGCUAGAUACUGCAAGUUAGUGGUUAAAUACACUUUCUCCCACGUCGGGCUGAUCAUCAUGGUGAUUCUGUACAGCGUGGCUGGCGGAUUUCUCUUUCAAAGCCUCGAGGAACCAAACGAACUGGACGAAUGCAAAGUCUCAGAGGCCUCGUACCAAGUCAUCGAGAAUGCCACUUUGAACAAAAUGUGGGAAAUCACCAAUACAAUAACCAAUGACAAUAAAGACCAAAUCGUAGAACUUUUCACAGAGCUAAUGAGGAACUACAGCGUAGAUACCAUAGACAAUGGCCACGAACCGACUAAAGUGUGUAAUAUGUUGGGGAAGGAAGACCCUGUGUCGGGGCAGGUGGAUUACCAGUACAACUGGAACUGGCCCAACGCUUUCCUCUUUGCUCUGACAAUUGUAUCAACCAUUGGUUACGGUCACAUAUCCCCAAACACGAUGUGGGGCCAGCUAGCCACCAUAGCGUAUGCUCUGCUAGGCAUUCCCCUCAUGUUGAUCUGCCUUGCCAACAUCGGGGACGUCAUGGCCGACAUCUUCAGGUGGAUCUACUCUAACGUCUGCUGCUGUGGAUGCUGUAAAAAGAAACAAGAAAAGGAACCCGAAGAUGAGAAAUUGGCUAAGAAUGGAGCGUGGCGGACGGACGCCUCGGGGAAGCCAAUACCCCCGGGCUCGGCCGAUAAUGAAGAGAGUGAUGACGAAGAUGAAGAAGAUGAAGAUGAGAAGAUCACCGUCCCCCUGACCAUUACAAUGAUAGUGAUUGCAGUCUGGAUUGUGUUCGGAGCCGCACUUUUUGAUGCAUGGGAGAAAGACUGGUCAUUUCUGGAAGCCAGCUAUUUCUGCUUCAUCACCCUGACGACCAUUGGGUUCGGGGACUAUGUGCCCGGAGUGGAAAACCUGGGGACGUCUGAAGGCCAGAUUCAGAUGAUAAUCGCCUGGCUGUACAUCGUGUUCGGGAUGGCUCUCGUCGCCAUGUGUUUCACUUUGAUGCAGGAUGAAAUUGUGGCGAAAUUUGCGUGGAUUGCAGAGAAGAUUGGCCUGGCCGGCGAGGAUGAAGAUGCCGACGGAAAAAAAGAGAACUGAGAGAAUAUUGAGUAAGACGGGACAAUGCUGGCAGCAUAUUUUUGCUUGACUAUUGUAUUAUAAAUAUAUCAUAAUCUCGUACGCCAAACUGGAAGGCGGGAUGGUUCCAGUUUUGUACAUUAGAAACACGCGUCAGGGACAUUUCUUUCGGACAGACUUAACCGAAUGUUUUGACGUGUGUUUUAAUUUAGAAACAUUAUUCUAAAACAAAAACACCAUUACCGACGCAAAGGUGUGAAAUUUGCCUGGCCAAAUGAAUUAAUUCAUAGCC